CCACCACCUUCCUUCUUUCCUUCCUUCUUUCCUUCCUUCUUCUCUCAUCAUUCUGUUUUCGCCUCGAAAAAUGGCCAACGAAAACCAAGACCUUUUCUUACUUCUCCCGGAAGCCCUUCUCAUUACCAUCCUAUCACUUCUUCCGAUCAAAGAUGCUGUCCGUACAAGCGUCUUGGCUAAGUAUUGGCGAGACUUAUGGUGUUCACGGCCUAACAUCGAAUUAAACGCAAACCAUUUCUCCGCCACCCAUCUCCUUGAUGAAAACCAGCAACACCAAUUAGACAUGAACGAGUAUGUAAUGCUCGAAAACAAGAUAUGUCGACAGAAUAGUUGCCUAGAGUUUGGUAAUUGGUGGCUUUCAAAGGAUACAAUUCCUCCCCAUAUAUCAUCUUUCACCCUUGCUUUAUCUGACCCUCAAUACUGCCUUGGUAACAUUCAGAGUCUCGUAUAUGUAGCCCUUUUUCGUCGUCACACAAAGUCUUUAGAACUUGAUUUCUCUAGUUUGGAAUGGGAAGAUCAACUUCCUCGAAAUGCUUUAACAACUCCUACUCCAAUGUUUGAUCUUCCUCAAUUCGUUUACCAAUAUCCAUUACUAGAGUCCUUAAAAUUGGUUACAUGCCGAUUUAUGGGAGAUAUGUUUACGAUACUUGGUACUUCCUUAAGGUGUGUCUCUUUGGGGUGGAUAGAGAUAACAAAUGCGUCCAAACUUAGUGAGUUGGUGAAAUCUUGUCCUUUGCUUGAGAGUUUGACUUUGUUUAAGUGCUUUCAAUCAACUUAUUAUGUGAUUGAAUCCUUGAGUUUAAAGACGUUGGUCAUCGAUAAAUGUGUCGAUUUGUUAAGCAUAAGUAUUGAUACCCCUAACCUUACAUAUUUCAACUACUGUGGCGAAGUUGUGCAAUUUGGUGUUUGUAACUUCCCGAAUAUGAAGACGGCUAACAUAGAUUUCGGCCUCGUUGAAAUGAUGGAUGAGGUUGAUGGUGAAAAGAUCGCUCAUCUUCUUCAUCGUCUCUACUUUGCAACAUCUUUAACCGUUUGUGGUUUUGUUACUCAGGCUCUUACUCUUGCUGAUGAAGAAUUCGGGCUGCUUCACGGACAAUAUCAUGCCAGAAGCCUUACAAUAAAAACUGCAUUCCAUGUAUCCGAAUUUCAUGGUAUACUUAGCCUGUUAAAUGCAUUUGGUAAGUUGGAGAAAGUCCGGUUCGAGUUUGGAAAUCAAAUUAUAUUUGAGGAAGACAUGGAGUUUCUUGGGUAUUCUUCGCCUCCUACAACAUUCUGGUCGAAAGUGCUGCCGUCGAAAACCGGGUGUGUGAUAAAGAAGUUGAAAACCAUUGAGAUAGUAGGUUAUCGAGGGACUUUGAAUGAAACUAACUUGAUAAGUUUUAUACUUUGCUAUGGACAUGCCUUUCAAACACUCAUCUUAAGGGUGGCGGCAAAUGAUCAACAGGCUAAAUAUCAUGCUAUGUGUAUGAAAAAGGCUAUUUUAGAUUACCGUAAGGGUUUCAACGUUGAAGUUAUCUCUUAUUAGUAUGCUCGCAAUUCAUCUAUGAAGGUUUCAACGUUUCAACCUUGUUCGUUCUACUUCUCGAUGGACAAAUAUAAA
Spinacia oleracea (spinach) is the source of this 1600-nucleotide messenger RNA. RefSeq names its product putative F-box protein At3g29830. The record is from RefSeq and is a predicted model, not a curated record. Bases 71 to 1525 code for a protein of 484 amino acids. Lineage: Eukaryota; Viridiplantae; Streptophyta; Magnoliopsida; Caryophyllales; Amaranthaceae. The transcript has 3 exons. Gene Ontology annotation, molecular function: protein binding.